Molecule: messenger RNA, 7751 nt
Organism: Polyodon spathula (Mississippi paddlefish)
Lineage: Eukaryota; Metazoa; Chordata; Actinopteri; Acipenseriformes; Polyodontidae
Product: kinesin-like protein KIF13A
Exons: 40
Coding region: 224-6223 (1999 amino acids)
Biological process (GO): regulation of protein localization; microtubule-based movement
Cellular component (GO): adherens junction
Molecular function (GO): cell adhesion molecule binding; microtubule binding; ATP binding
Source: RefSeq, a predicted model, not a curated record
UUAGGAUGGAGACAUGCAAGAGAGAAGAGCUGCGGCAUAUUUAUCACGCAUAAACUGAAAAUAUAUCGUAUUUUUACUUUAUGACGCUCGUGAUGGACGUGGAGGUUGUAUUUGUGAAUUUGCAUCUAAUAACUGACCGGGAGCCUCAUCACUUUGGGAAUUUAAACGUGUUAUAUUUUUUCUGAAUCCAGUGGGAGAACCGUCCUGGAAAAAGUUUAUAACAAUGUCGGAUAGUAAGGUAAAAGUUGCAGUUAGGGUCCGGCCCAUGAACCGGAGAGAAAUUGAACUGAAUACAAAAUGUGUUGUGGACAUGGAGGAAAAUCAAACUGUUCUGUGCCCCCCGCCUCCAAACUCAAAAGGGGAAAACAGAAAACAAACCAAGGUGUUUGCCUUCGACUACUGCUUUUGGUCCAUGGAGGAGUCAAAUGUUACAAAAUAUGCAGGUCAAGAAGUAGUAUUCAAGUCCCUUGGAGAAGGGAUUCUUGAAAAUGCAUUUCAAGGAUACAAUGCCUGCAUUUUUGCCUAUGGACAGACAGGUUCGGGCAAGUCUUUCUCAAUGAUGGGCACUGCAGAUCAGCCAGGCCUUAUCCCUCGCCUCUGCGGUGCUUUGUUUGAACGAGUUUCUAAAGAAGGAAACGAAUCGCACUCUUUUAAAGUUGAGGUUUCCUACAUGGAGAUCUAUAAUGAAAAGGUCAGGGACCUGCUGGAUCCUAAAGGGAGUCGUAUCUCCCUGAAGGUUCGGGAGCACAAGGUGUUGGGGCCGUACGUGGAUGGUUUGUCUCAGCUUGCGGUCACCUGCUUUGAGGACAUAGAGUCGUUAAUGUCGGAAGGUAACAAAUCGAGAACAGUGGCUGCUACCAACAUGAAUGAAGAAAGCAGCCGCUCCCAUGCAGUUUUCAGUAUCCUCAUAACCCAGACACUUUACGACCUACAGUCAGGAAACUCUGGAGAGAAGGUGAGCAAAGUUAGUUUGGUGGACUUGGCCGGGAGUGAGAGGGCGUCAAAAACGGGAGCAGCGGGGGAGCGACUGAAGGAAGGAAGCAAUAUAAACAAGUCCCUUACCACAUUGGGGUUGGUUAUUUCUGCAUUAGCUGACCAGUCAGCGGGGAAGGGGAAAACCAAGUUUGUGCCUUACAGAGACUCAGUUCUUACUUGGCUGCUCAAGGAUAACUUGGGAGGAAACAGCAAAACUGCCAUGAUAGCUACAGUGAGCCCGGCCGCUGACAACUACGAGGAAACGCUUUCCACUUUGAGAUACGCAGACAGGGCCAAGAGGAUAGUCAACCACGCCGUGGUGAAUGAGGACCCCAACGCCAGGAUCAUCAGAGAGCUGAGGGAAGAAGUGGAAAAGCUGAGGGAGCAACUAUCACAAGCUGAGUCAAUGAAAGCACCAGAACUGAAAGAAAAACUUGAAGAAUCUGAAAAACUUAUCCAAGAAAUGACUGUAACCUGGGAGGAGAAACUUCGAAAAACUGAAGAAAUUGCACAGGAGAGGCAGAAACAGCUCGAGAGUAUGGGAAUUUCUCUUGAGUCCUCUGGUAUCAAGGUCGGAGAGGAUAAAUGUUUUCUAGUCAACUUGAAUGCCGACCCUGCCCUUAAUGAGCUUCUGGUCUACUAUUUAAAGGAACACAACAGAGUAGGUGCGGACACAUCUCAGGACAUCCAGUUGUUUGGGAUUGGAAUUCAGCUAGAGCACUGCAUUCUUGAGAUUGCUGCAGAUGGAGAUGUAGCUCUCACUCCAAUUGAGAAUGCCAGAACCUGUGUAAAUGGAACAGUGAUCUACUCUUUAGCCCACCUGUGGCAUGGGGAUCGGAUACUGUGGGGAAACAACCACUUCUUUCGAAUCAAUUUGCCCAAGCGGAAGAGAAGGGACAGAUUAAAAGAGGUCGAAAGAGAGUCAGACCACGACGUGGAGACGGCCAGCGAGGCUUCCUCUGAACAAGACUACAGCUAUGAGUUUGCCCAGAUGGAAGUUAUGAUGAAAACCCUGAACAGUAACGACCCCAUUCAGAACGUGGUGCAGGUCCUGGAGAAGCAGUACCUGGAGGAGAAGAAGAAUGCCCUGGAGGAGCAGCGCGUGAUGUAUGAGCGUGAGCUGGAGCAGCUCCGGCAGCAGCUCUCCCCAGAGCGACAGCACCACAGCAGCAUUGACAGGCUCUCCUUCACUUCUCAGACCGACCAGCAGAAGGUCAAGCUCUGGUCUGAAGAAAGAGAUGAGCUGUUCAGGCAGAGUUUAUCCAAGCUGCGCGAGCAAGUAGUCCGAGCCAAUGCACUUGUGCGAGAAGCUAACUUCUUAGCGGAGGAAAUGAAGAAGAACACAGACUACCAGGUGACGCUCCAGAUUCCAGCUGCCAACCUCAGCGCUAACAGAAAGCGAGGCGCUAUCGUGAGUGAGCCGGCUAUCCAGGUACGGAGAAAAAGGAAAGGCACCCAGGUGUGGACCAUCGAAAAGCUGGAGAACAAACUGGUGGAUAUGAGAGACCACUACCGCGACUGGAAAGAGAACAAUGUGGAGAUCCAAAGCAAGCUCAACGACAAACAGGGUGACCCUUUCUAUGAGGCCCAGGAAAACCAUAACCUCAUUGGUGUAGCUAAUGUUUUCUUGGAGUGUCUUUUCCAUGACGUCAAGCUUCAGUAUGCAGUUCCCAUCAUCAGCCAGCAGGGGGAGGUUGCAGGUAGACUACACGUGGAGCUGAUGCGGGUCAGUGGGGCUGUUCCUGAGCGUCUGGCAGGAGGAGACGACUCUUCUGAGAACUCCAGUGAGAGCGGCAGGUAUGAGGUGAUGGACAACAAUGGAGAAAUCGUCCACAUUGCAAAGAAACUAGCAUGCAGGGUGAAAAUCAAAGAAGCCACAGGUCUACCCUUGAACCUUUCCAACUUUGUGUUCAGUCAGUACACCUUCUGGGAUCAGUCCGAGGCCACUGUUGCACCGCCUAUGGUCAACCCUGACAUGCCGUCUGUAAGGAACAAGGAUGCACAGUUCACAGUGAAAUUUGAGCACUGCAAGGACUACGUGGUUCACGUGACGGAGGAAUUCCUGGAAUUCAUUUCGGAAGGUGCCUUGGCGAUCGAGGUGUGGGGUCACCGAUGUGCAGGAAAUGGCAGGUCACUUUGGGAGUUGGACGCAAUGCAGGCAAAAACACGAACAUUCAGAGACAGAUGGAGUGAAGUGUCUCGGAGGAUUGAAAUGUGGAUUUCCAUUCAGGAGCUCAAUGAGAUGGGGGAGUACACAGCUGUGGAGCUGCACCAGACUAAAGACGUCAACACUGGCGGGGUCUUUCAGCUCCGGCAGGGUCACUCUCGUAGGAUCCAGGUCACAGUGAAGCCUGUCCAACAGUCCGGCACACUGCCUCUCAUGGUGGAGGCCAUUCUCUCAGUUUCUAUUGGCUGUGUUUCCGCUCGAUCAACUAAACUGCAACGGGCCUUGGACAGUUACCAGAAAGAGGAUGUUGGUGAUGAUAUGGAUAGUUACCAGGAGGAAGAUUUAAACUGUGUGAGAGAUAAGUGGUCUGAAGCAUUAAUAAAACGCAAAGAAUACCUGGAUGAGCAAAUAAAAAAAAUCAUCAAUAAACAAGAGAAAACGGACGAGGAUGUGGAGCGGGAGGCCCGUCUUGUGGAGCAGUGGGUGGGGCUGACGGAGGAGAGGAAUGCAGUCCUGGUGCCCGAGCCGGGCAGUGGCAUCCCAGGAGCACCUGCACGCUGGGCUCCCUCCCCUGGAAUGGAGGCUCAUAUUCCAGUCCUCUUCCUGGAUUUAAAUGCUGAUGACCUCACAGCGAAUGAACAGCUAACAGGACCUCAUGCGGCAGGAGUCAACUCCAUUGUACCGAAGGAACACGGGAGCCAGUUCUUCUACUUGCCUGUCAUAGGGCACAGUGAUGAUGAGGUGUUAGCUGUUGCUUCUUGGGACUCUUCAAUCCAUGACUCGGUGCACUUGAACAGAAUAACACCUCAACAUGAGCGAAUCUAUUUAAUUGUCAAGGCUACAGUUCAACUUAGCCAUCCUGCUGCUAUGGAGUUAGUGAUAAGGAAGAGGAUUGCAGUCAGUGUUUACAACAAGCAGAGCUUUACACAGAGUCUGAAGAGAAGAAUAUCCAUGAAAAACAUUCUCUAUUCCUGUGGCGUCACAUAUGAAAUAGUGUCGAAUGUACCUAAGGCAUCAGAGGAGACAGAGGACAGAGAGACAUUGGCGCUCAUGGCAGCGAGGGAAGAGAACGAGGGUACGGCUGACGGAGAGACCUACAUUGAGAAGUAUACUCGAGGAGUGCUGGAGGUGGAGAAUAUCCUGAGCCUGGAGCGGCUGAGACAGGCUGUUACAGUUAAAGAAGCACUUUCUGCAAAAGGAAAGCAUAUAAGGAGAAGCAUCAGCACGCCUAAUGUCCAACAUGUGUCCUGUAGCAGAUUAGACCUCUCUGGGUGUGAUGAAGAUGAUUUCAAGGGUCACUCAGAAAGCCAACUCGACAUAUCUGACUGUUCUUCCAACUGUCAGGACUUAUCGUUUUAUGGCACACUGCCCAAGGACUCCCCACGCAAGAGUAAAGAAAAUACUGGUGCUCUGCAAGAAGGCCCCCUUUUCUUUAACGCAAGUCCAUUUAGAGCAUUAUCACCUCAGCCAUCAAAGUUCCUCAAGUCGUUAAUGCCCGUUAAAGAAGAGCACAAAGUAAAGAACCCUUUGGAGUCCAGACCUCUCCUCGGACAGAGUAUGCCUCCACCUCAGGAUAGUUCUAGGCUGGCACACAAUGCUGCCAGGGUUGCGCCCUCAGGAUGUAAUGCCAGCAGCAUGCCAGUAGAAAACAGUAAAACACACGGAGAUAAGACUGAUUCUGAGGAUGACGAUAAUGAUGUAGAUGUUCUGAGCAAGCAAAGUAUGGGCUCCCAGGAUUGUCACGGUUUCCAGCCUUACAUCCCUGAAGACUUUGCCAACUUUGAAGUUUACAAUGCUACCCUGGACAACAAGGACUUCAAGACGGAUUUCAUGAGCUCGCGUUUCUUGGAGAAGGAAGUCUCCCGCAGCUCUACGGCUAGCAGUGUAACCAGUGGCUACUUCUCCCACAGUGCCUCAAACACAACUCUUUCUGAUGUCAUGUUUACUGGAAGUGACAGCAAUGACCAGCUGGCCAAUCAGACAAGAGAGGUGGAGCCCCACGACCUCUCUCGGUCAGCACCACUGGAACCUUUGGAACAAGUGGGGAACCCAGCUAUGCACGUAGGCAAAAACUCCCCAGUAAACAAAAGUGCCUUAGAGAAAGAGUCAUCCGCCCUCACUCAAAUCCAACCAGAAAAUCCUUCCACAACUAUGUUGGAUUCUUCACCAAGAACACCAAAUUGUAAGGAUGAAAUAUCAGUUAUGGAAGAACAAGCUUUGGAUAAGAUGGAGGACAUUUCUACUCAAGAGAAUUUUACAGACAUUUUAAGUCAAGAGUUUACAGACUUUAAAGGUGCGGAAGAUGGGAAGGAUCUGGGGUCUUUUGAAGGUCAGUUUCAGGUUGCAGAAACUGAGAAUGUUGACAUACAUUUAUUAAGUUACAGCAAUGGUUCACACAACAACAGCAGUGUAGUUGAGCAAACCUCCACCCAAAUGCGAAACGGGAGAGAAUCGCAUCUCGUCCAUUCUGACCAGACCCAAACUCAACAGAACCUCGAUCACCGGUUGUCGAGUGAUUUUGAGAGCCUUUUGAAAACGGUAGAACAGAUCCCUGGUGCUUUGAAUGAAUCCUUUGUGAACUCUACCUGUCCAGGUAUAGAUAAUUCUGCAAAUCAUUUGGAUUCCUCAAGCAGUGAUGACAGCACAUCUGUAGGACAGUCACCAGUAUUGCCUGCCUGGAUUGUGGUGGGGGAACAUGUGUGUAUAGGAAAUAAGACUGGAACUAUUCACUAUGUGGGUUUGGUUGAUUUCUCAGAAGGAACGUGGGUUGGAGUUGAGCUUGACCUUCCAGCUGGUAAACAUGACGGCACUGUGCAAGGAAAAGAAUACUUCCACUGUGCCUCUGGUCAUGGUGUGUUCGUGAAGCCAAGCCGGCUUUCAAAAGCCCCUAGCAAGGUGAAGCAGCACAGCAGCACUUUGAGGUCACAAGUGCCAGCCAAUCGGGAGAAAAGGAAAAGCGGAGUACUCAAUCCAGGGUCAUCGUCAAAGACAGAGGGGACGGACACAGCAACAGUGCUGCAGCGAGCGGGGGAUACAGCCUUUUCCAAGAAACAGGACAACAGAAAAUCCUGGGUCAGCUGAGAUACGCCUUUUGCACUUAAUAUACUAUAUAUAUAUAUAUAUAUAUAUAUAUAUAUAUAUAUAUAUAUAUAUAUAUAUAUAUAUAUACAUAUAUAUAUAUAUAUAUAUAUAGACACACACACACACACACACACACACACACACACAGGUAAGGGUGUUUGAAAAUCCACUGUUAUUGAAUGUAAUCUAGAGAAUUCUGACUAAGUCCGUUUUUCUUUUUUUAUUAUUAGAUAACUGCAAAUAGCAGAUAGUGGAUGCACACUGAAAUGCAAUGUAUCCAAGACCGAUGUAGAUAGUGUAAGGUACUGUGCUUCUUGUACUACGCUUUUAACAAGGAUGAUGUGUUUUAGUCAAGAAAUGUAAUAUUUUAUUGGAAAGAAGAAAUGUUGUGAGAUAUAUUGAUUUGAAUACUUUUAAAUAUUGUUAAUUACCAAAGAACCUCUUAUUGUAUCUCUACACCCUUCUUUUGUAACUGUUUGUAUACAUUUUGUUUUCUUUUUUUUCUUUGUCAUUUUUUAUUGUAACAGUGCCAUAUUUACUUUGGUUACUAGGUAAGAUGAUAAUGCCUUAUAAUUCUCCUGUGUUAAUAAGCACAUUGAGUGUUUCAUGGAUUGUGUGUCUUCCUGGAAGGCUGCUGCUGUGCUGACUGGGUGUAGAACUGAAAAUGUUACAAACUUAGCCAUCAUGUUUUAUGCAGUGCCCAGAGGCUAUGAGUAUUGCAUUUAAAAAUUCUCAAACAUGCCUGUCUGGCAGUUUUAAUACUGAAACAGUGUUACUACAACAAAGGCUUUUUUUUUUUUUUGUAUUGGUUUACAAAAGCAAGUAUGUGUGUGCGUGUGCGAGUGUGGGACUGUUUUGCAAGGUUUUGUAGGUUUCUACGUGAGCAGUUGAUGGGAAGCAUGUCAUGAUUUUCUGUACUGAAUGAUCGGGUCUUCUGGUUGAUUUAAGUAUUGCAAAAAAAAAAAAAAACUAAACAAAACAACUACUAAACAGCAGUUCAUUAUGAAGUCGUGCGUUUCGUCAAUUACAGGUUGAAGAAUGGUUACAACAACAAUUGGCCUGCUGUCAUUUUCACAUUUCAAGAAACCUGGGACCUUACAGUUUUAAAAGCUGCUGCUGUUGUUCUUGAGUUAAUGGUGUAUAUAGUUCCCAAUCAAAUCAUAGUGUUUACUAUGUUAUAAUGUACAUAAUUGUAAUUUAUACUGUAUUUCAGCAUACUGUAUUUAAUUGGUACAGAAGUGUUUUAGAAUACAGAAUGUUUACACUCUAAAAGUCUGCUCUGAUUUUUUUUCAUUAUGUAUUGAUGUAUGUUCAAGACUCUUCUCGUCUUUAAAACUUUGUUUCUACUUGAGUAAUUACAGCAAAGUGUAAUUGGGUGCCUGGCAUAAUAUUUAGGAACACCUGUAUCCCAGACUGCAGUUAAAAAUAUCUACAAUGUAAGUAAAACAAUACAAAAAAUGAUGUGUCCAGAAGUAUGAAAGUAUGUACUAGAAAAUUACUGAAUAUGCAGGAAAUGUUAAAAGUAUGC